CUCCCACAUGUAACGUGGCAGCCAGCGAUGGCAAAGCUCCUCAACAAGUGAAGCGUGUUGUCUUCAGUUCCCCGAAUAUUCGCAGCAUGGUUGCGGUGAGCGCGGAGAGUCCCGUGGAUCAGUACCGGACGCUGGCGUACGACACCGCGCUCAGCACUUUACUCGCUGUGCUGGUGUACGUGGUGGUGAAGGUGAGCCUGGACGGGAUCCGCCAGUGGCGGGCUCGGAUCUCGGUUCUGAUCGUGGGUUCGGGUCCGAUCGGGCUGAGCGCGGCUCUGGUCGCUGUCCGCUCCGGCAAGGUGCUGAAACUGACGCUUCUGGAUGAGCGCUACCGGAGCGCGCUGCUCUGCAGACCGCAGCAGAUCGCACUGGACCCCCGCAGCGUCCGCUUCCUCCUCGACCUGGGGGUGGAUUUUGACAACAUGGAAGGCUGCUGGCACAACGAGCACUUCUUCACCAAAAUCGGAGUGUUUCAAGAGUAUUUGUUGAGCAUCUUGGAGCAGAAGAAGCAAAAGGUUGACGUGAAAGUCCAUUUGGGUACAAAGUUUAGCGAGGAGUACCUGAGCAAGAUGCCGAGGGGUGAAUGGCCGCGGGUGAUUGUAGUUGCUGACGGUUCGUGUGGAGACUCCUGCUCGGUGCUGGGCAUCAGCGCUGAUUACAUCGUGGAAUCAUGUCGCGCUUAUGGCGCCAAUGCUACUAUAGAAAGACCGGACCAGAGACAGGUUCCCACACCAGAGAUCCGUGCACAUAGUUUGUAUUUUGAUCUGUCGGCAUACGGGAUCGACACUGUGAAGGAAUCACGCAGCUCCUCUCAGCCGGCAGCGAAGCCUGGAUUCCAUCUGAAGAUUUACGGGACGUUCCGGAACCGCUGCAUGGCUCUGGCCUGCACUUCGGACGCAGACUCCAAAAUGAUGCAUUUCCUGCGCCACACAGCCAACUCUUCAAUCAUGAGGAACAUCUUCCACCAGUCGUUCAACGCGUAUAAAACAGACAUCGAGCCUCGUCUGAGUGAACUCACCCUGCACCACAUGCAGUGCAGCCGCAAGCUGUUCGAGAUCAUGCUGUCGUACAGACGCGUCAGCGCCGCUUACAUCGAAGGAGACAACGUCGCCGUGACUGUGGAAGGAGAAGCUGCGCGAGUGCUCAACUUUGACACCGGUUGUGGUGUGAAUCUGGGCAUGAGAGGACUGGAGUCACUGGGAAUGUUCAUCUACAGAACGGCCACGGCACUGGACCAGAAUGACGUGUUUGAGGCGCUCUCGGCCAAAAUCCAGCACUCCAGACACGUGGCAGAGACUUUCAGGAAGAGCGGACUGGCCUCGGCUGUGUUUGAAUGACCCUGAGCGUGUUUGUGUGACAGAGAAAGAGUGUGUGUGUGUGUUCUGAGGCGAGUUAUAAACUAGAACACGUAAUGCUUACAGAAUUAUGAUCUGUUUUGUGAUCGUUUUUUGGAAUGUUGAGUAUUGAAUUGCACAUUAGAGUGGCCAAAGUUUGCACAUUAGCAUUUAAUUUGUGGGGGAAAAAGUUUAUUGGUGUAAUGUGAUGGUAAAAUUGGUACGUUGUGUUUUUGAGUAGUUUAAACAUCUUGAUAAAAAUAAGAAUUGGAGACUGAUCCAGCCUAGAAUUACCACAAUCCUAAAGAAAACCUUACUGAAGAUACAGUGACCUUUAGACAUAUUUGGACACUUGCAAAAGUAUAAAAGCCACUGCAUUAGAUAAUACAAUUUUAAAGCAAGUGUCCUAAUCAGUGCGGUGUUAGCCUUAUAGGAAUAGUUCACCCAAACAAUUUUCUGAAAAUUUACUCACCCUCAGCU
Messenger RNA from Sinocyclocheilus rhinocerous, 1814 nucleotides. RefSeq lists its product as uncharacterized. Lineage: Eukaryota; Metazoa; Chordata; Actinopteri; Cypriniformes; Cyprinidae. The transcript has 5 exons. Bases 87 to 1337 code for a protein of 416 amino acids. The record is from RefSeq and is a predicted model, not a curated record.